AUGGCGGCUAGAAAAGAAGCUGAACGGAUCAAGGGUCCAUGGAGCCCCGAGGAAGACGAGUCACUACAGCGACUGGUCCAGAGCUACGGCCCGAGAAACUGGUCUCUCAUAAGCAAAUCGAUCCCCGGGAGGUCGGGGAAAUCGUGCCGGCUGCGGUGGUGCAACCAGCUCUCCCCUGAGGUCGAGCACCGGCCGUUCAGCCCCGAAGAGGACGACACAAUCAUCAAGGCCCACGCGCGGUUCGGAAACAAGUGGGCCACAAUCGCCCGCCUCCUCAACGGCCGCACCGAUAACGCGAUCAAGAACCACUGGAACUCCACCCUCAAGAGAAAAUGCUCUUCGAUGACUGAGGAUUUGGAUUCCCCGGACGAAAAGCCGCUCAAGAGAUCCGCCAGCCUCGGCGCCGGGACCAAUUUCUCGGGUCUCUACUUGAACCCGAACAGCCCCUCCGGAUCCGAGCUCAGCGACUCCAGUCUUCCCGGUAACAAUGCUUCUUCCUCCCCUGUCUACCGCCCGCUGGCCAGGACGGCGUCGUUGAUCCCUCCGACUCUCUCCAUGGAUGUGUGUUCUCCUUCUCCCUCGAUAAGGGAUCCCCCAACCUCGCUCAGCCUGUCUCUGCCAGGAUCCGACCCGCUUGAAAAUCCGAACCAACUGACCAGGUCCGGAUCCGGGUCGGGUCUCGGAUCUGGUAGCCCGACAAAUCCCCCUCAACUCCCCGUCCUCGCACUACCACCACCGGUGCCAGCCCCCCAACUUCCCAUCCUUGCACUACCACCGCCGGUGCCAGCUCCGGCAGUGCAGCAGGAGGAGGCGGCGGGUGAAGAGAAGGGGGAGUUGGGGUACGAGAAGCAGUUCUUCAAUCCGGAGUUUCUGGCGGUUAUGCAGGAGAUGGUGAGGAAGGAGGUGAGGAGUUACAUGUCCGGGAUUGAGCAGAAGGGGAUGUGUUUCCAGGCGGAAGCCAUAAGGAACGCUGUGGUUAAGCGAAUUGGGAUUAACAGGGUCGAUUGA
This is a messenger RNA of Linum tenue, 1008 nucleotides long. The record is from the annotation of a GenBank genome assembly. Lineage: Eukaryota; Viridiplantae; Streptophyta; Magnoliopsida; Malpighiales; Linaceae.